This is a messenger RNA of Lytechinus pictus (painted urchin), 5915 nucleotides long. RefSeq names its product THO complex subunit 1-like. Gene Ontology annotation, cellular component: THO complex part of transcription export complex. Lineage: Eukaryota; Metazoa; Echinodermata; Echinoidea; Temnopleuroida; Toxopneustidae. Gene Ontology annotation, biological process: mRNA export from nucleus; signal transduction; regulation of DNA-templated transcription elongation. The record is from RefSeq and is a predicted model, not a curated record. Gene Ontology annotation, molecular function: protein binding. The coding region runs from base 254 to 2374 and encodes 706 amino acids. The transcript is spliced from 18 exons.
GUUGACAAUUUGCGAAAUGAAUAAAAUAGUCUUAAUAAAAGACUUUUAAUUACAUAAUCGUUGACUCGGGACUAGAUAUUUUCUAUUUUCAUAUCUUUUACACCGAUUCCUGACAUUCAUAACAACGAUUGUUUUUAUUCUUUAAAAUCAACGAAAAGGCGGUAAUUAUUUUGGUAAUUUGGUCUCUUUAAUUCUGUUUUACUUCGUUUAUUUUAAAUACAAAAAUCCUAAGCUGAAACUAAUAAAAUUAAUCAUGGCGGCCUCCGAGUCACAGUUUGAUUUUGAAGCCUCGAGGGUAAAAUACUUGUCGAGUUUGGAUGCAUCCCACAAGAAACAAUCAGUCUCCUGUCUUCAGAUAUGCACGGAUUCACUUACAGGGAGUGAUGCAGAGAAGAAGACUGCCUUGGAUCAGGCAUAUAGAAACUAUGUGAGGAAGCUUGUGGUAAGCGGUGCUAGCUGCAGUGACUUCACGUCCCUGGUCCACCUAUCCACCGAGGCUGUAGAGGCAGGUCUCUGCUCCCCUGCGACCCCAUUCCUGCUCCUGACAGAUAUCUUCGAUUCUGUGACCAUCAGCGUCUGCAAGGAUGUCUUCCAGUUUGUGGAGGACAGGGUUGCCACAUGGAAACAGACUGAUUUUUAUUCUUCAGGAAAGAAUUAUCUGCUCAGGAUGUGCAAUGAUCUACUGAGAAGGUUGUCCAAGUCUCAGGACAUGGUGUUUUGUGGUCGAAUUCAACUCUUCUUGGCCCGGUUCUUUCCACUGGAUGAGAAGUCAGGUCUUAACUUGAUGAGUAACUUCCAUCUGGACAAUGUUACCACAUAUAACAGGACCAAGCUGGAGGGGCCAUUGAGGGCUCGAGUACCCCAGGCUAUUGAUAAACAGGACUCUAUGGAUUAUGAGGAAGGGGAGAUGGGGGCAUCGACCCCUGUCGACUACAAGCUCUACCGUCAGUUCUGGUCCCUCCAGGACUUUUUCAGGGCUCCACUGCAGUGCUUCGCCAAGGACAAGUGGAAGGAUUUCUCAAAUAAUGCCAUCUCAGUCUUAGAUGCCUUCCACAGCAUGAAGCUGGAAGAUGUGGUGGCUGGGAAGAAGAAAAAGAGGAGACGACACCACCGGCAGCAGCAGAAAGAAGAGGAAGAGGAGGAACUCGCUAGGCAAAAAAUGCUGUUGAAGAUGGAGCAGGAUUUAGAGACUGGCUCCGGCGAUCAGGUGUCCUUUGCAAAGUACCUCACCAGCGAGAAGCUCUUUGAUCUGCAAUUGAGUGAUGCCAUGUUCAGGCGCUAUGUCUACGUUCAGUUCCUUAUCCUCUUCCAGUACUUGAACCAGCAGGUCAAAUUCAAACAAGCUCAUCAUGUUCUCACGGAUGAGAUGUCACUAUUUAUCAAGGAAACCCGGGAGAAAGUCAUCGCCCUCCUCAGAGAAACCCCUCCCCAUGGUGUCAAGUUUGCUGAGGGGAUAGAGCAUAUAUUAAGCAGAGAAGAACACUGGAAUGCAUGGAAGAAUGAAGGAUGCCCUAGCUAUGUGAAAGAAAAAGGGAAGACAGAACAAGCUAGGCCGAAAUCAAGAGCUAGGAAGAGGACGUUAGGUGAAGAGUUAAAUAUGGCAGGAGCUGCAAAGAAGAUUGACUUGGGAAGCCCAGAACUGACGAGGCUAUGGAAUGUGUAUCCUAGCAACCUUGAAGCCUGCGCUGCAGAAGACAGGAUAUUUCUACCUCAGGUUGAAGAUUUAUUUCAAGAAGCCAUAGAUCAGGCUGAUCCUGAAGCCAUGAUAGAGGCAGAAUACAAAGUGGUAAACAACAGUAACUAUGCCUGGCAAGCCAUCAGGCUGUUGGCCAAACGAAGCCCCCAUUUCUUCCAGACCGUAACAGCCACCAAUCCUCCACUCAAGACCAUCCCUGCGUACCUGGAGUACAUGGUCACCAAAAUCGCCAAAGAGCUCCCGCAAUCUGAGGAGAACAAAGCAGAAGAACUCAAAACGGAGGAAGAGACUAAUGAAAACGAUGAGCUCUUGAAGGCCUCCGAAGAAGGCAUGGACAAAUCACCUUCUACGGUCGUCACUGAAGAACAGUUUGCACUCGUAGCUUCAAAGAGCGGCGACAGCUGGCAGACGCUUGCCAUCGAGCUUGGCUUCAGCGACGAGGAGAUCGCCUCGAUCGUUUCAGAGACAACCGACCUCAAGGAUCAGGCCAAGCAAAUGCUGCGACUCUGGCAGGACAAAGAGGGCGACGAGCCAUCGCGGGAGAGGCUCAUCGCCGGACUGACGGAAAGCGGGCUGGACGACAUCGUGGAGUCGGUGUUCACGACGGAGAGGCAGAAGGCAGUUGAGAAUGGUGAGGAUGCCACUGCUGAACCGCAACCUAUGGAGACAGACUCAUAGGACUUGUUGUAUUAACUGUACCAAGAUGGUGCAUCUAGGUGGAGGAUGAAACCUCCAAAAAUAAUCCAUACCGUACCCUAGUCACACUAACAUGGAUCCAGGAAAGAUGUUCCAUUGGUUUGCCGGACAACUCCGUGGGCAUUGAAUCCUGUAAUACUAGCAAAACGGGGGAAGUUACAAAAAAAUAACUGGAGAGGUUCAAGGUUUCAGCCCCAAGUGUUUCAACAAGGUUUACGCAUGACAAGUUGUCAGGUCUGACAUCUUUCCUUGAUUUUGAUUGGCUGAGGAGCACUGUUACUAUGGUAACUCAUGGAUAAAACAGGACUUGUGGGAUAAAACGUCUGACAAGUCCUUUCAUGAAACACUCCCAAAUGUGAUGUCCAUGGUCGGAUCCAAGUGAAAAAUGAUCAUAUUUGAUUGAUAAUUAUACACAUCUCUAUAAAAUAAAUUACACUCAUACACUUUCUCCUGGAAGACAAUUACCCCCAGAGACUAGCAAUUUGUCCUCCAGGAAGAAGUCUUUGAGAUGAGUUAUCCUCCAAGGAUAUCCGCCCAUCUAUCCUCUCUUGGGAUAUGUGCUCCAGGGGGUUUUCAUGUUGGAAUCAUAUCAGCGUGUGUUGGUCUCUUAUAGAGUACCGAAGUAAUGACAUCACAAAAAACUUUUUUUUUUGCAUUUCAGCAAUUUUGAUACCAUAUUAUGGUAGAGCAUAGUGAAAAAUCUCCACUACCAAAAUUUGGUGAGAAUCGGUCCAUGGGGGUCCUGAGAUAUGACCUCAUGAAUACAUAAUUAGCCCCAUUGAAGUCAAAGUAUUGUUGGCCUGGUUCCAAACUUUUAGAUCCAGGCCAAUAAUACAUUGGGGGUAAUUAUGUAUUCAUGAGGUCAUAUCUUGGGACCCCAUGGACCGAUUCUCAAUAAAUUUGGGUUGUGGGGAUAUUUCAUCAUGCUCUUUCAAAACAUGGUAUAAGAAUCGCUGAAAUGCAAAAAGUGAAAAUUGAUGACGUCACAUUCUGUUACUCUAUGGGGGUUGUCCUGUUCCAGUGAAGAGCUAUGUACUCCCCAACCUGAAAGGAAACCAGUGUUGUUAAAUCCUGAGCAUUCCAGAACUUCGGUACCUUUUUUUUUUAUCUGUGCAGUUUAAUUAAGAGUGUUCCCUUUAUAUGUUGUGUGAAAGAAAUAGAUGGAUACAAUGGCCCGUAUUCUGAAGUCGGUUUUAAUUGAAACUCGGGUUUAAAGUCGUGGUUUAAGUAUGGAUAGCCGAUUGUGACAUAAAUCACUCAAAGCAGAGAUAUACCAUUUCAGGUCAUCUGACUCUCGAAUUAGUCUCAAUUGUCUAGGAAGUCUGAGUAAGUUAAUUGUCUUUACCAUUGAUGAAUCAGGAAAGAGCACAGUAAACAUACAUGUAAGAAACAUUUGGCUUCCCAUAAUUUUAGCACAGAGUUAGACCAUGGUCUACGUUAAACCCGAGUUCAGAAUAUGGGCAGGGUGCUACAUAAGCACUUGCCCGAUUGCCCGGGGCAAGUAAAAGUUAGAGUCGGGCAAGUGUUUUGAAGUAGAGACCAUAACUACUUGCCCGAAUUGGGCAAGCAAAAUUCACACAGUAGAAAGCAAAAUUCUCACAGUAGAAUGGCCAAAAUUAGGUUUGAUAUAAUAUGAUUUUUACCCUAAUUUUGGUCAUGGCUGGCAAGAUAAAAUCACUUUGGAAAAGAAAUGCAAUAACAAGGUAGGUCAAUUCAUGUCAAAAGAGAGAAAAAUGUCAAAGGUUUGUAAAACCACAAAACUUUCUUUUGAAGAGGUAAAAACAAAAUUUCAAGGAUUUUUGCGGGCAAGUGAAAUAGAUUUUUGGGCAAGUAUAUUCCAACUAUUUGAAAAUUUACUUUCCCGACCGGGCAAGCGCUUCUAAAAAGUUAUGUAGCACCCUGAUAUGGGCCAAUGCAUUUAUGGCAGUGCCUUUACCUAAAAGGAUAGGUUAUUUAACCAACUGUACCUUAUUGCAUGGCGAUUCAAACUGAUUUUCAACUCUUUUCUUGCUUUGGCUGAUGAUGCAUCAAACAAAGGGUAACUUCAGUUUAAAACAUUGUAUGAUUAUCUGGUGAAAAGUUGCCAUAAAUCUGCCACAAAUGUUUAAAGGAACUGUUGUUUACGAUCGUAUCAAGUGUAAAGAUGAACUUUUUGUGAGAUGAUUUUUUUUCAUUGGAAGCAUAUGAAAAUAUUUGAAAAAAACAAAUUUGACCAACAAAACUGCCACAUUUAUGGGAUGGUAUUUGUUCCAAUUAUUCUCAUCACAAUUAUAGGAGACGAAAAUACUUUUUUUUUCAGAAGCUUUAUUGUGGAAUGAGGCUUCGUAAGUGUGCAUCCUACAUCAUUGUCCACAUGUAGGACUGUGAUAACAAAAUGUCAAGGGUACAUGCAGUUAUGUAUUUUCUUAUUUUCUAGUAUUAAACCACAUUUUGAUUGCGAGAAAUUCUCUGUUCGGCCUCCUUUUCUAUGUAUUUUGAAAAGUACAAUUUGCUGUGGUUAGCAAGAGGAUUAAUUCAUCAUAAAAAUGAACUUUGAUGCAACCGAUUACAAUCAGGGAAGCGUUUCAUGGAACAUAGAUUCACAGAUUUUCACAGACUAAUUGUUAUAAGCUACUGAAAUCCUUGCAUCUGAUUGGUUAUACAGCAAUAGUGUCUGUGAAACAUCACAGACUAUUUGCAGGGGCCGCGGAACGGUUUUCAAAGUGGGGGGGGGGGGCUGACCAUGCAAAAAAUCACAAUCAUACGGUCAUUUUUACGUUUUUGUACACGGUUUUGGAAAAAAGUGGGGGGCUGAAGCCCCCUCCCCCCUUGUGACUCAUUUUUUGAGUUACUUUGACUUGAAAUUGAGUGAUUUUCAUCUGAUGCCACACCUUUCCAAGUCAAAUUAAUACCGAAUCUGAGACACUUGAACCCAGGACAAUGUUGACUCUCCUCUGGGGUCAUUCCGAGCCAAAUUUGACUCUGCAGAAAUAAGCAUAUAUGAUAUUGUGCCUUUUUGCUGCUAAUUCUUAGUAGUUUUCCUGUGACUUAAAUGCGGAAAGGAUGUUCACUAUGUAUUAUGAUGUGAUUGAAAUAGUUUUCAGAAUGCUUUGCCCUUUAUAGAUUUUCAUUUGAAUUCCAAAUUUAACUUCAUUGUAAAACAAAAAAAAACCUUUUUGAAGCCAUAUUUAUAAACUUUGCAAUUACUGUUUCAGAAAAAAAGAGUAAACCUAGAAAUCCAGCAACGAAACCAUGUUCUAGCCGGGGAAAUGUAAUCUUUAAGUGCACUUAAAUGACCAGGAAAUGGAAAAGGAUGACCCACAUACAUUUUUCCUCCCUCAUGCAUUCCCAAUAUUCCAUUACAAAAUGUGUGCCCCCCCCUCUCUUUUUAUGGUAAGUUGAGGCCUGGUUUUGUGAAUUUCAUAUGGUUCACAUAAGUCCUGUGAAACUCUACCUUGUGAAUUUUUCUCUUUUAAAGAUUGGCAACCCAACUAUUGUGUCAGUUUGUAUUGGAGUUGUAAAUAAAUAGAAGGGAGUCUGAGAA